Messenger RNA from Notodromas monacha, 2347 nucleotides. The record is from the annotation of a GenBank genome assembly. NCBI's taxonomy places the organism in Eukaryota, Metazoa, Arthropoda, Ostracoda, Podocopida, Cyprididae.
GGUAUAUGAUGUGUACAUGUAGUGAGUCAGUGCCGUGGGUGUCAUGACAGAGGUGGAGCUCAUGCAGGACAUGCCCCAGCAAAGUCAUCAUCAGUCCAUCAAAUGUGAUGUGAAGCAGGUGUGCGAUCAGGAGGACCAAGUGAACGCCUGCCCGAUUGACAGUGGGAGCAAGCUGGAGAUUCCAAGCAUUGUGGUGCAAGCAGGACAGUCUCCGCCUUCCAGUCCACGUGACCCGUCGCCAUUGGUGCAGCACCAGCAGUCCAUUGGCAUGCAGUCCUCAUCAACGCCGCCAUCUUCCAGAGUAAUGAGCCCAGGCAGAUCACAUCCUCCCAACAGGAGUCUCCACCAGAAGGGCCUCAUAAAACAGAGGGGUGUCACGGUGGAUGAAGAGGACUGGAGCUGGAACCAGCCAGAAGAAUAUCCCACCAUGGCGACCACAUUAAGGGCCAUGAGUCUGGAUUGCGAUGCCCACAGUCACAAUGCCAAUGAGCCGCCUAAGCCAUCAAGCCCCGACCCUGACUCCAAUCAACACCUGCACCAUUCUUGCGACAGCCUCAGAACCAGACCCAAACCCAGAAACAGCAAGAUGAGAUUGUUGGUGAGGAGUGCAGCAAUGCGGGAGGCCACUAGUCCGCCGCCAGAGGUGAACCACUCAUCCUGGUGCCAGCACGAGCUACCACACAAAUCCAAUUUCCGGGGCCACAAGUUCCGCCAGGGCAGCUCCCAAAGUGCUGGCAGCAUCAACGAUUCGUUACCAUCUCUUUCCCGUGAUAACAGUGUGGAGCAGUACAAGGAUUUCGCCGGGAUGAGCAGCCAGGAGCUGGAAGACUUCAUCGCAGAGACUUUGCACCGGAGUCCCAAGGAUCGGACAACCCUGCUGAAGAUAGAGGCGGAGCUAGUGAGCUUUGCCCGCGACGAGGCGCGGAGCAGCUACAAGUUCCCGCCCAUGUCGUCGUACCAACGCAUGUUGGUGCAUCGCGUCGCCGCCUACUUCGGCAUGGCGCACAACAUCGACGCCGGCGGGACGAGCGUCGUGGUGGAGCGCACCAAGUCGACCCGAGUGCCGGACAUGAAGUUCCGGGACCAGAUCCAGCCGGAAGUGCCGUGGACUUGUCCCCACUUUGACCCGACCAGAGCAGUGCUCAAGAAGGACUCGGGCGGCUCUUUGGACGACUACAAGUUGUCGUCCUCAGCUGCAGACCUCAACAAGCAAUGGUCUGAGUCGACUGAGUCGUCUUCCGAGGGUGUCACUCCUGCGCAUCCGCAUCCGCCGCCACCGAGACCCUUCAAGGUUGCCAGUGUGGACUCGGACCCGCUGUUGGCCCCGCCCUCGUCGUCGUCGGCGGAGAAGCGGACAGGCACCAUGGCCAAGGCCAACAGCUUCGGCGGCUACUCCAGCCAGCAGCGCUACUCCGCACGCCUCAUCUCCAAGCAGGACUCCGUGGGCAGCUCCACCAACUCCUACCUCAGUGCCAGCUCGGGAUACAAGUCCUAUCGGGGCACGUCCAUCGAGACACGGACCCCGUCGCUGGGCAGCGGCCUGCUCUACUUGUCUGCCAAUGCACAGACGCAGACCCACUCUCUGUCGAGUCAGGGUCCUAGUCCCGACAUCCCCGAGUGCAUCCACGAGACGCCCGGGCCGCAGGCAGGAGAGGAGGACGAGUACGAGCCGGAAGUGGCCCGGGCCAUGGGUAUUCCGGACCCCGACCUGGACGGCAACAGUCAGACGCAACCCGUUGUCUUGCCCGGGGUGAUUGUUACCAGCACCAACACCGCCAACAACCUGGUGAGCCAAUGGACCGGCGUCUUGUGGGCGCUGUCCUCCUUGGACGAGGUCCCCGCGGGUGCUAUUCUCAUCAACCCUCAGACCGGAAAGCCGCUGGUGAAUACAGAUGGCAGCAUUUACAAGUUCGACAAGAUGAACCCACCUCAGGUGAUCGCAGCCACGGCUGGUCCGCAGGCCGUGGCCCUGGGCCCUGCCCAGCAGGUGGUGACCCACCUGCAGCCGAUUGCCCCCGCGGGACACCAGUCUGCGGCCAUGUCGCAGCACAUUAUGGAGCCCAUGGCUGCCUACGCCGCAGUGCCGAGCGGCACUCAUCACGUGCAGCACCAUCAGCAAAUGUACAGUGGUUACCAGACCGGGGCGGCGGCGGCUGCAGCAGCCGCGGCGGCGCUCGGGCACCACGCCCUGCUCGCGUAUGCCCACCCUCAACAGCAGCAGCGCCAGCCAGUGCCGUCCUACCACCACCUCCCGACUGCCAACACACCUGGCCCGGGCAACAGCAUGCUUCCACAGUCCGGCUCUGUGUCUGCGCGUCCACUUCAGCUGGACAAUACUGCGGCUGCG